AGGUAUUGGCACAGGUAUACCAUACAGGUAUACUGUGCCAUUGGCUCAAGAUAAACUGCAGUUUUGGACAAAAUAUCUCAUAGAAACGGACAUCUGUUUGAUGCAGGAGCAGAAAUGUAUAAGAAGCAGACCUUCAAGCAGUCCGAAGACAAAUGUGAGUCUGUCUUCAGUACAUUACCCCGCAGAUCACUUAGUCAGGUUGACAACACCUUAGUGUUCAUCUGUGAACUUCGACAUGGGAAAAUACAGAGGCUAAGAAACAGCAAUAUUGAAGUUCGGGUGCAGCUGCCGAGCCGCUGCAACGUACAUCAGCUCCGUCUGAGCAUAUGCAUCCAGGUCCAGAUGCUGAGCUCCCUCCCAGACCCCUUCAGCUUACUGGACCCCGAGCAGUACCAGCUUUUGUACAAAAAGUGGGAGGACUGGUAUGAGAUUUACGAUGACCACCAAGUUCUGAAUACACUGGGAGUCCAGUGGUUCUUGGAUGCCCGGGGCUCAAAAACAACAAGAAUUCUGAUGCAGCCUCUUCCUGAAGUUACAGAAGAAGCAUGGACUGCCCAGCAGCUGCUGACGUACCUCACUGGAUACAACCUCAUUUCUGUAGCAUCCAACCGGCUGAGUGAACUCAACUUUGCUCGCAGGAAGUUUGCCUCUCCCCGUAGAGAGGAGAUUCGCAGGCGUGACACUAGAACCUAUGCCUUAGAACCUUGGGUUACUUCAGCACCCCUCAUGAAAGAUCAGAAGGUGUUGCUCAGUUAUGAAAUGCUGGUGAUUCUCUAUUAUGAGGACAAGAACUUUAAGGUGAAAGUCGAUGUUAGUGCUUUUCCCAGGUGUCUCAUUGAGAUCUUCCUCCAGAGGAUGUCUGAAAUUGAUAAUACUUUAAAAAAUGCUCCUGAGGAACUGACACUGAAAGUGUGUGGGAGGGAAGAGUUCCUUGAUGGAAAUCAUCCUCUUUCAGAUUUCCUUUGGGUGCGACACUGCUUGAAGACAAUGCAGGAGCUCCACCUAUCUGUGAUCCAUAUAUCAUCACUACUGGAGGACACUGUGAGACCAGAGGAUUGGCCUCUGGUGGACAGUUUCACUGGGAUACCCGGCUUACAUGAAGACUUCUCACUCUCAAACAAGGAGGUAGAGGAUAUCACAAUGAUCUCACUGAGGGACUGUGACAGACCUUUGAGGGUGAAGUUGUUAGGUUUGGAUAUCCCACAGCUCCCCAGCAAAGCCCCACAGACUAUUUAUGUUGAAAGUUGCAUCCUGUAUGGGAGCAAGGUUGUAUCCUCUGUUUGCUCAACUCAGAAGACCUUCACAGAUGAAGUACUGUGGAAUGAGUGGCUUGAGUUUGAUGUGCUCCUUAAAAAUUUACCUUAUGGUGCCAAGCUCAACUUCACUGUUAAUACCACUGCUUCUGAUGGCAGUGCGGCUAAGGAAUCCAAGUCUUUGGCUUCAGAAGGCAAAACACCUGAUUACCAAAAAGGUAAUGGGAAGGUGUUGUUCUUUGUAAAUUUUCUGCUUAUUGACCACAGGUCUGUCCUAAGCCAAGGACUGCAUACCCUGUACAUGUGGCCUUUCCCUGAACAAGAGGAAGAAGUCUUCACCUAUGAAGCUGACAAGCUGUCCUCAGCCACCAACCCUGAACAGAAUUGCUCUAUGGCUAUCACCUUCCUGUUGGACAGGUACAGCUUCCCUGUUGUCCUCCCACGUGGCUACGACUCUUCUGGUGUGUGUCUGUCACCAAGGGUCUCAGAUGCUCACAGUACAGAGUUAGCUUUCUGUGGGUCUCAUUCGAACAAGGCAUCGCCUGCAUCCGGUGGUGGUGUUACCUCGGCAGUGCCUCCCAGGGAUGUGUCAGACAAAGCUUCCCUCAAGAGGUUUAAGGAAGAAAGUACCCACUAUGGCUCCAACCUACCUCAGUUUCUCCGCACGGUCAACUGGCUGAAUCCCAGCACGGUCCAUGAUAUUCACUGGCUGCUUAGUCACUGGAACCCUGAAGACUUGGAGGUUCCUAUAGCCCUUGAGCUUCUUAGUGUGGACUUUGCUGAUGAGCUGGUCAGGAAGUUUGCAGUACAGAAGCUCGAAAGUCUUUCGAAUGAAGAAGUGCUGAGGUACCUGCUGCAGCUGGUGCAGACUUUAAAAGUUGAGCCAUAUCAUGACAGUUAUCUGGCAAGGUUCCUGAUCCAGAGAGCCCUUAGAAGUAAGAGGAUUGGCCACUACUUUUUCUGGUACCUGCGUAGCGAGGUGUCUGGCUGCCUAUACUUCCGGCAGCGCUUCGUAGUGGUUCUGGAAGCCUACCUCCUGGGCUGCGGACAGGCUAUGUUGACAGGCUUCUUGCACCAGGUCCAGCUGGUCGAGUGUCUGCACAAGGUGGCCAUCGACAUUAAGAAGCUUUUCCCCGAUAAGACUGACCUCACAGCAAAUGCUGCUCAACAGCUACAGGACAUGUUGAGGGCCUGCAGUCUUCCAUCACAGUUCCAGGUUCCUUUUGACCCACGUGUGAAAGCAGGGCCAAUAAUGCUGGACAAAUGCAAAGUGAUGGCAUCCAAAAAGAAGCCACUGUGGUUGGAAUUCUCAUGUCCAGAGUCACAGGGACCACCUAUUGCCCCUGUGGGCAUCAUUUUCAAACACGGAGAUGACCUGCGUCAGGACAUGCUGGUCAUUCAGACCCUGGUAUUUAUGGAUUCAGUUUGGCAAAGUCAAUCACUGGACUUAAAUUUGGUGCCCUAUGGCUGCAUCUCCACUGGACAUAACAUAGGCAUGAUAGAGAUUGUAAGGGACGCAGUCACGAUUGCUGCCGUGCAGAGGAGCAGAGGUGGCAACACGGGAGCCUUCAAAAAUGAUGCCUUAUUUGAGUGGCUCAAGGGGAGGAGCUUGGUACAGGAAAUACACUUCCAGGCCAUGGAGAGAUUUGUUACUUCAUGCGCAGGUUACUGCGUGGCCACCUAUGUGCUGGGGAUAGGAGACCGUCACAAUGACAACAUCAUGAUCACAGAUCAAGGCAAUCUUUUCCACAUCGACUUUGGCCACAUCCUGGGCAACACAAAGCGCUUCCUGGGCAUGAACAGGGAGAGGGUCCCGUUUGUCCUGACACCGGACUUCCUGUACGUCAUGGGAAGGUUGAACAAGAGGUCCAGUCUUUACUUCCAGAGGUUCAAGAACACCUGUAUCCAGGCCUACCUGGCUCUUCGCAACCACACCCGACUCCUGGUUACUCUCUUCUCCCUCAUGAUGCUCACCGGCAUCCCAGAGCUCAGCUGCACGCAGGACAUGCGGUACUUGCGGGAAGCCCUCCAGCAGGAUCAAACAGAAGAAGAGGCCUUUAACCACUUCCUGCAGCAGAUCGAUAUUUGUGAGCAGCUGGGCUGGACCGUGCAAGCAAACUGGUGGAUCCACAUGGUGGCCGGGAUCAAGUAGGCCCAGAGCAGUCCUUGGACCAGUCCCCUUGGAAAAUCCAUUUUGUGACUUCAUUGUUUUACAUGACACGUUUAUUAUAACCGAGUUAUAAUUUUAUCAGUAUAUUUUUACAACGCAGAUUUAAAGCCUUCCUCAAGGGUACAAAAGCAAGCAAAGUGGUAGCUGGGAAUUGAACUGGCAGCCUGCUAACCCAUACCACUGCCAUCUCCUGGCAUGUGCAUCGACCUGAAUACAUUCAUUGCUAUAAUGCAAAUCUUUCAGGUCAAGGCUGAGCACAUUGGAACUGACUCAGAGGCUGGGUUUUAUUUUCUACAACUGGAAUCAAAUAGCGUAAGUCCUCUUGAGAAAUAUUCUUGCUUAAUUCUCCUUUGAUUGUUAAAUGUUAGUUAAGAAACAUAAUGUGAAAUACAAUACAGCCCCUGUUCAGUGGCAACAAGCCAUUGUUUAAGAGGCCCCAGUACUUCCCUGUGCUGUGCGGAACAGGAGUGCUGCACCUUAACUUCCCCACAGCGUGCUGCCAUGUACAGUGGUGAGGCUCUUGUGAUCACACUUGAGGGGUCUACUGGAGACACCUUUAACUCACACUCUCCAGGUGAGGAGGGUUUCUACAGGUGCCCUGUUGCCUACAGAGGCACUGUACUUCCAGCUACCAUCCAGUGGUUGUAUUGGGAACUGCACAGCUCCUAUAUUUCCUACCUCUUAUCACCUCUCAGUAGGGCUGGACCUCA
Scleropages formosus (Asian bonytongue) is the source of this 4133-nucleotide messenger RNA. Its product is annotated as phosphatidylinositol 4,5-bisphosphate 3-kinase catalytic subunit gamma isoform. The transcript has 11 exons. NCBI's taxonomy places the organism in Eukaryota, Metazoa, Chordata, Actinopteri, Osteoglossiformes, Osteoglossidae. The record is from RefSeq and is a predicted model, not a curated record. Gene Ontology annotation, cellular component: phosphatidylinositol 3-kinase complex, class IB; phosphatidylinositol 3-kinase complex, class IA; cytoplasm. Gene Ontology annotation, molecular function: 1-phosphatidylinositol-3-kinase activity; 1-phosphatidylinositol-4-phosphate 3-kinase activity. Gene Ontology annotation, biological process: phosphatidylinositol 3-kinase/protein kinase B signal transduction; phosphatidylinositol-mediated signaling; phosphatidylinositol-3-phosphate biosynthetic process. The coding region runs from base 115 to 3405 and encodes 1096 amino acids.